UUUCCAUUCAUUUGCCAUUCGCAGUGCCCAGACUGGAUGACGUCAACGAGAUGUAAAUUCAAUACAUCCAAAUGUACUGUACUAUUUGCGAUACUAUCGAUAGUUGCGGGGAAUGCGACUUGUCGCACGACGGCACAAGCAAAAAACAAACGCCAUAUGAAAAUUUUAAUGUGAGGCGAAAACAAACAAAAAAUGUUACUACCGGGAGCCUGGCAACCUUUGAUCCUUCGAUCAAACAACUAUUUUGAGCAUAACACAGCGCUGGAUGUCGGAAAGCAGCUAACCGAAAUUUCCAACAGAGCAAAGCCAAAGACAAAGCCGAGAUUCAUCUACAGAUUUGCGAUUGAAUCAUGGAUGAAGACGAUGAAGUCGAGAUCAAUGCAGAGACGGAUCUGCUCAGCGAGCCCAGUCACGGCGAGGAGGAGGAAGUCGAGUCGGAUGCCGAGGCCCUGGACAGCUGGGAGACCUUCCACGAGCACAUAGAUGCCCUCAUCGUAAACGAGCAUUGCGAUGUACCCGUACGCAAGCUGGACGAACGUCGCCGGACUGUACUGAACCGGGUGCGCAAUCAGUUCCAGACUGCACCGAAGGGAACAGCCGAGCGUUGUGCCACAGAGAAGCCGCUGAUCGAUCAACAGCUGGAGUUGUCCAGCCAGCGGCUGGAUGAGCUGGUACGCUUCGGGGAUGAGCUCGUCACCAAUGUGCGGGUGGCGAACGAGCGGCGUGAGCUGAACCGGCGGAUGUUCGAGGCCACGCAGCAGGCCCAGACACAGCUGAAGCUGCAGCGCGAGAGCAUCGAGACAAUGGCCAAAUUCGAGGACAUUAAGGCACGCUGGACGGAGCUGGAGGAUAUCAACGAGCCGAUGAUGCUCUGGGACCAGAUCGAGGACCAAAAGAAGCGCAUCGCCGAGAUAAUGCAGCGCAAGGAUGAGAUGAUUGACGCAUGCCAGAAGGAGGUCGAUCGCAUAAAUGCCAAAUACGACUUCGACCGGGAGCGCCAGUCCCAAGACCUGUGCUGCCUGGUUGAGCGCGUCGACCACCAGGUGGAGGUGCUAAAGGAGGCCUACAAGCAGCAUCUGCAAAUGCUGCGCCACACCAUCGAGGAGGAGCGCCAGCUGUUCGCCGUCAGUGCCGUGGAGAAGUGGCGCACCUUCUUCGAUGCCCUCAACAAGAACUUUGAUGAGAAGGCCAAUUUGGUGCGCACCCGCCAGCAGUUCUACGCAAAUCAGACCCAGCACAUCAACGCCUCCCAGGAGGAGUUGACCAAGAGCACACGCAUCCGCCUGGAGAAGGAGUGCGAACGCCUGGAGCUUGAGCUGCGACGCACGCGCGACAACGUGCUGAUGAACUCGGAGAAGCUCGACUACAACUACCAGGUGCUGCAGAAGCGCAACGAGGAGAACGUGAUCAUCAACAACCAGCAGAAGCGGCGGGUGGCCCGCCUCCAUGAAUCGAUUGGACGCAUUCGUCGCAGCCUGAAGAAUCUUCAGCUGUCGGGCAAGCGGAACAUAGAACGUCUGUCGCAGGACAUCUAUAAGCUGCACGCCAAUAUCCACGAUAUGGAGACGAAGGCCCACCAGGCGCGCCUCAACAACAAGGAGAAGUUCAACCGCAUCUGGGAGAUCAACUUCAAGGAGCUGAAUCUGCUUGUGGAUCGUGUCUAUCACAUCGACCGCAUUAUUCACGAGCAGCAGCUGGCCCUAAACUGGCAGCGUCCCAUUCCACCGAUACUGAACAUCAACAGGGCGCGCCAGAAGCACAACAACGUAUUGGAGCGAUUCGAUUUGCGUAUAGGUCGGGUGCCCAAGAACCGGGUGCUCAACAAGAGUGGUGGCAAGUUCAAGCCGGACAUCAAGGAGCUGCCAAUUGAGUCGUUGCGUCUGAUGCGCAACUUGGUCCGAAAGCUGGCGGAUCGUGGUGGCUUUCUCAUCGAGCAGCGCCUAAUCAAGAUACUCGAGCCGUAUUCGGAGGAGGACAAGUGCCUGGUGCGACUGGACAACAUAUUUGCUGCUCUGCGAAUUCAGCGUCUGUCCGAUGUCCAGGAGCUGACCCAGGUAUUUCUGCCCUAUACUUACUGUCCCAACUGUCAACCGGGCGGACUGAGUCCCCGCAAGUGCGCCGAGGUCUUCAUGAAGCAUCAGAAGUCCAGCCGACUGGACCCAGACGCGCAGGUUCAACAGGACGAACAGGAGCUGCAUCGCGAACAGGAGCACCAUUCGGAUACGUUCAGGGUGAAGGGUCAUGUGACGACCAAAGUCUGCAAGAAUCACUAUCUGGUGAUGGAGCCGGCCCUGUGCUUGCACGCCAUGAACCUCUACACGACCAAGAUGCACAAACACAUUUACCACAGCCUGCCCGGCCGCCAAUCGAUUGCUGUCAACUUAAUCCAGUUUACCGACGAUGAUAUACGCAAAUUCUGGCGCAAGUUUGCCGGCUGCUUCCCAGCGGCCAAGUGCAAGCUGUGGAAGACGCUCGAGCAUGGCCUCAAUCACUACGUGGAGGUGCUGAAGAUGCGUGUCCAGUACGAUGCGGAGGUUGUGUUCCUGCGACGCCAGAACGAGGAGCUGCGCCAUCUGCUGCAGAAGUUCAAAGUAUAAUCUUUAACAUUACCAUACUCAUAUCACACACACACACAUAAUUGAUGCCAUUUUCGAUACCCUUUUUCGCUCCAAAUUAAGUAAGCUUCACUUUGCUGGCUCUCUCGAAUCCUUCGAUUCACAUCUUUCGGUCUGCGCUUGAUAAAUUCUGAUUGUGCUUUUCCCAGCCCAGCCAUCGCUCCAGCUUUGAUCACCGUUACAUGGAAACACACACUUUAAAAGCUCUCCCCGUGCGACUGCACUUGUACAAUACCCAACGCAACGCAAAAAUAUUCUCGCGAGUAUUUGUUGGAUUAAAGAUCAAGCCCUGAGCUGGAUUUCUCUAAUCUGCACUAAUUUGCACUUUUGAUCUGUUCUCUGAUCUGGCGCUCGAUAAAUUCUAACGUCUGCUUUGCCCUGCCCUGCCUCUUUUUGCUCUUUGACAUCGUGCCGUCCCGCUCUAAGCUGUGGCUAAACCAAAACAUUGAAACCAGGCAUUACACUACCCAACACAUUAUCUGAUCAAUUGUAAACAUCAUUUGCGAUAGGGAUAGGGUAUAUAGAGGCCAUGAUAUUAUAUAAAUGGAAUAACACGGCAAUUGUAAUCAUUAAUUUGUGAAUAAAUGAUUCAACUUUUAGUUUUUGCUUACCCAUUAAAUA
Drosophila obscura is the source of this 3236-nucleotide messenger RNA. Its product is annotated as dynein regulatory complex protein 1 homolog. Gene Ontology annotation, biological process: regulation of cilium movement; cilium-dependent cell motility; axonemal dynein complex assembly. NCBI's taxonomy places the organism in Eukaryota, Metazoa, Arthropoda, Insecta, Diptera, Drosophilidae. The transcript has a single exon. Gene Ontology annotation, cellular component: axoneme; axonemal dynein complex. The record is from RefSeq and is a predicted model, not a curated record. The coding region runs from base 351 to 2597 and encodes 748 amino acids.